AUGGUUCGAGAAGGGAUUGUGCUUGGACACAAGAUUUCCGAGAAAGGGAUCGAGCUCGAUCGAGCUAAGGUGGAUGUCAUGUUGCAGCUCCCUGUUCCCAAGACUGUGAAGGACAUAAGGAGUUUUCUGGGUCAUGCAGGGUUCUACAGAAGAUUCAUCAAGGAUUUCUCAAAGAUAGCAAGACCCUUGACAAGGCUUCUGUGCAAGGAGACAGAUUUUGAGUUUGAUGAAGAAUGCCACAAGUCUUGGACCUUGCUGAAGGAUGCUCUGGUAUCUGCGCCAAUAGUUCAAGCUCCAAACUGGGAUCACCCAUUUGAGAUUAUGUGUGAUGCAUCUGACUAUGCAGUAGGAGCAGUGCUUGGCCAAAAGAUAGACAAGAAACUCAAUGUCAUCUACUAUGCAAGCAAGACUAUGGAUGAUGCUCAGUGCAAGUAUGCAACCACAGAGAAGGAGCUCCUUGCCAUAGUCUUUGCCUUUGAGAAAUUUCGAAGCUAUAUAGUUGGAUCCAAGGUGAUUGUGCACACUGACCAUGCUGCCCUUAGGCACAUCUUUGCUAAGAAAGAUACAAAGCCAAGACUUCUCAGAUGGAUCCUUUUGCUUCAAGAGUUUGACAUAGAAGUUGUGGACAAAAAGGGAAGUUUUGAUGAGAAAGUCAGGCUGGAAGAAGUUAAGGCUCUGCGUGAUGAGAAUUUGCCAUGGUAUGCUGAUAUAGUGAACUUCAUGGUGUCCGGAGAAGUCCCUAGUAGUUUUGAUGCUUACAAGAGGAAGAAGUUCUUCAAGGAUGCUAGGCAUUACUAUUGGGAUGAGCCUUACUUGUACAAGAGAGGACCAGACAGCAUUUACAGAGAUGCAUAG
Microthlaspi erraticum is the source of this 855-nucleotide messenger RNA. Lineage: Eukaryota; Viridiplantae; Streptophyta; Magnoliopsida; Brassicales; Brassicaceae. The record is from the annotation of a GenBank genome assembly.